AUUGAAAUUAGUGAUUUGUUUGUGAAUUUCGAACUUAUUUCUUUGUCAUGGUUUGUUGAUAGUUGAUUUUUGUUGUUGUUGUUGGAUAACGGUGUUGCCGUUAGUUACGCUGGUGACAAAAAAAAGAUGGCCAUGAUUACGAUUGAACGGAUUGUUCCAGCGGGUAACUCUUCAUCCUCAUCUUCAUCAUCAUCAUCAUCAACAACAACAGCAUCAGUUCAUAAUAAUUCAUCACGGCAUUUAAAUCAACAAGAUGAUAGAGCCAUCAUAGGCCAUCUUAACAACGAACAAGCGAAUACAUCCGAUUCGACUUCUAUGAUCAGAUUAAGUGAAAUCUACAUAGCCGUUAGGGAUGCCGAUAUCAUUUUUCCACAUAAUGAAUGUCAUAGAUAUUCACGGACAGCUGCAUCGGCUACAACUGCUACAAUUAGUGAACUAAUACAAAAACAUCUUAAAGCGAUAUUGGAAAUUCUUCGACCAGAAGAUACAAUGAAAAUGGCUGUGAGACUAGAAUCGCAAUUGGAUUUAGGUCAUACUCGAUAUUUAUUGGUUGUGACUAAUGAAAUGGAUCAAAGUUGUCUAUUAGGCAUUGAUUAUAAUAAUGAAGCAACCAUUGGUCUUGUGUUGCCCAUUUGGAAAGAUAUGAGAAUCAUGUUGGAUGGGGACGGUGGAUUUCGUAUCACUACUGGCCAUCGUCAUCAUAUAUUUAAGCCAGUAUCCGUACAAGCCAUGUGGUCCAUAUUUCAAUCGCUGCAUUUAGCAACAAAGAAAUCGAUCAAAAAUAAUCAUUAUGAAGGCAAUGGUUCUCAUCAAUGGGUCAUUGCCUAUAAGAAUAAUAUAAAAUCUAAUUCUCGAUUUCUACAUGAAUGGCACACAGUGAACGAUCAAUGGGAAAACAUUUACAAUAAUGUCCAUGAAUUAACUAGAUCAAGUGAUAACAAGAAAUUCGAAGAAAUUAUCGCCACAAAAUUGCGCGAAGUAAUGAUCUCAGUCGAUCUGGAACAGGUCACUUCCAAAGAGAUUCGUUCCGAAUUGGAGGCGCAACUUGGUCGUGAUCUAAGUGAUUAUAAAUCCUUUAUUGAUAAGGAAAUGAUUCGGAUCAUGGGCCAGCUUGAAGAGCCAUCUAAGAUACUCGAUUAUCUGUACCUUGGGUCCGAAUGGAAUGCUUCAAAUUUUGAAGAACUCAAAGGCAAAGGGGUACAGAAAAUUUUGAACGUCACAUCGGAGAUUGACAACUAUUUCCCGGGCUAUUUUGAUUACUACAAUAUCCGUGUUGAAGAUGAUGAAGCAACUGACAUGCUUCGACAUUUGAAUGAUACUUAUUAUUACAUUCGGAAAGCAAAGGAUGAAGGUGUUAAAGUAUUGGUUCAUUGUAAGAAAGGCAUUUCUCGUUCGGCCAGUGUUGUUGUCGCUUACAUUAUGAAGGAAAAAUGUUACGAUCUUGAUGAAGCACUUCAAUAUGUACGCACUCAUCGUAGUACGAUCCGUCCAAAUCCUGCCUUCCUUCAACAAUUAAUUAUCUACCAGGGAAUGCUCGCUGCUAGUAAUAAUAAGAAUAGUAUGAUGUGGAAAUCAAACUCCGAUUCCGAACUGCAAAGUUCGUGUGUAAGCAAUUGUGAUAGCCAUCAAUCAAGAGGAAAGAAUUUUCUGAUACAAACUCGUGAUCGUGUUCGCAAUUUGUUUCAUCGUAAAGCCGAAGCAGAUAAAGAAAAUGCAUUUAGAUUUCAUCGACGAAAGUCUUGGCCGCCCAAAUGUGACACCAAAGAUGACGAGCUGAUUUUUCGGCAGCAAUCGAAUUGCAGAAAACGAUCAGUCAGAAAGCAAUGGCCCAAAGAAAAAACUUCCACCGAUCAGGAAUUAAGUCGAAUAGAUCUUUUUAAGAGAUUAGAAAUAACAGGUUCACGAGUGAGAGAGCGGAUCGAAGAUUUCGAAAACAAACAGCCAACUAAUUCGGUGGUAGUCGGUGUACCAAAUAUCGUAGCUGGUAAUCCAAAUGCAAUAAGUCGAGAAACUAAAAGUGGUGCUGGCUCAUUACUUUUCAAAAAGAAUUUUAUAGCCAAAAAUGGUCUCGUAUCCAAUUUGGCCUGUCAAUUUGAAUCGAGAGAAUUAUCGACCACCAGCGAAACAUGUGAUUCAAAUGAAUGGAACACUGGUGAAUGUGACCAAGUCAAGUUAAAUGCUCCCUCGACUCUCGUCUAUUCCCGUUUAAUGAAACCACCGAUACCUCCUUCACCAACCAAUAGUAGUAUGACAGCCGCUCAUUCAUCCAACCACAUUGACGAUCAAAUCGAAUGUCUGUCAACAUAUCUAUCAUCUUCCUCCUGUGAAAAUCCUGCUCAUCAAUCAAAUGCCGCUGUAUAUUCGCAAUUUUCGGAUCAGGCGAGCAGCGGUCUACUCAAACGGGCCUUAUCUUAUGAUCAGAUGAUCAUGUUGGACAGCAAUCAUUGCCACAUUCAUUCACCAUUAUCAACAACGACGACUACUGUAUCAUCAUCGGACAGUUCGUUGAAGAAAUGUAAGAAAAGUUUGGCAGUCCGAUCUUCAAUGGACAGCAAUAAUAAUGACGACGAUUGUGAUAGACCCAUUGUCCUUCCCGGCAACAAUGACCAACAUAAUGAGAUAGUAACUUGCCAUCAGUUGUUACAGCCAUUACAUCGAACAUGCAGUUUGCCCAACAUAGCCGAUGAUGAUCAAUUAAAUGGAAAUAAAGCUGCUUGUAGUCGUCUUAAAGGUCAUUGUCGUCAUUGUGGGAAUUCUUGCCACAAGUCAGUAUCUAAUCACCGUAUCAAACGAUCAUCAAUUAAAUGGCAACUCGCUCAUAUGGGCAAAACAUGGGCGUUAAUGACUCCUCUAGAUUUACAAUUCUUAAGGCAGAUGACAUGUCAUCAUUGUAACGAUGAAACAAAGUGUAGCCAUAAUGAUGGAUUUGUUCGACGAAGAGCCGAACGACUUGAGACUUAUAAACAUGAUCCAUCAUCGUCUUCAAAUGCAUCGGCUAACACUAUUCGUACUGAUGAAAGCGAAUCCAUGAGCGAGCGACCAUUCAAACAUUCUCCAAACUUUGAUGGUCAAUUAAAAUUGUCCAAGUCUUUCAAUCAUCCCUCAUCAUCAAUAAAAUCUUCCAUCGAAUCGGCCAUAAUGUCAGCAACUUUAACGGCUGAGAAAAAAUCAAAGAAAACGUAUGGCAAAAGCCAUCCAUUGGACAACCACUUUUUGUCUUACAAUAAUAAGCAAAAUUUUCAUGUACAAAUCGAUGAUCAUCUCAUUAAAGUUACAAGAGGAUUCGGUGGUGUUAAUCAUGAAACAAUACGCAUAUUAAACGAAGAGAAAGCCUACAACAAUGUGUUCGCUGAUGAAUGUCGCAGCCAAAAUCGAACGUUACGCAAUAGCAAUGAACUGUUAAGUGCAACUAUUGAAAGCUAUUCAAUUGGAUUGUUAUAUGACCAACUGAUAUCUAUGAUUGAAAAGCGAAUGAACCAGCAGGAUGAAAUAUUUGUGACCAAAUGCCGGGCAAUGAGCAAUCAAACACGAGCUAUGAAACCUACCGAUUUUGGAGCACAAAAAGCUUUCGAAAAUUUCGCAAUAUCUGAAACAAUCCAUGCCAAAUUCGAUGAAUUACAGAGUUCACUUUUGUGUACACCGUUGGCGAAAUUGAAUUGCAUGCGACAAACAUUGGACGCGAUCAACGAUCAAUUAAAACAAACGGUCGACCAACAUGAAUGGCCAUUCACAGGAAAUGGUUCUCGUGACAAAAUUUACAUCAUGUCCGAUGAUCUAUUAGCCGCUGUAAUAUGCUCUCUUUGCAUUUGUCAGCCUAAUCAUUUUUGUUCCACUAUCGAAUUUAUUCAUUCGUUCAGCUGGUAUUUACCACAAAAUUCAGAACUUGGUUAUUCAUUCGUGACAUUCAAGGUGGCUAAAGAAUAUAUAUUAAAUUGCAGCCAAGAACAUGCUGGUUCUCAAACUAAUCGAAACAUUCAACAGAAAAUUGCAUCAAAAAGUCGUUCGGAUAAAGACCUAUCUUCACUGGAUGAAGAGAUUGAUAAAAUGACCAAAAUUAUGAGCAAAAAUUCUGUUGCAAACACAGAGCAGACUUCUGAUCCACCGCAAAAAGUUGAACAUUAUCAAGAAUUAGGUGGCUUUCUCGGUUCACUUGCUGACAACUUUAUGACUGCCUCCGGUCAGAAAAAUUAAUAUUAAAAGAUUAAAGCAAUAAAGACAUUUGUUGACGAAA
Messenger RNA from Dermatophagoides pteronyssinus (European house dust mite), 4231 nucleotides. RefSeq names its product Protein phosphatase Slingshot (gene ssh). Gene Ontology annotation, biological process: protein dephosphorylation; negative regulation of actin filament polymerization. Gene Ontology annotation, molecular function: actin binding; phosphatase activity. NCBI's taxonomy places the organism in Eukaryota, Metazoa, Arthropoda, Arachnida, Sarcoptiformes, Pyroglyphidae. The record is from RefSeq and is a predicted model, not a curated record.